UUAUGAAGUGAAAGCAUUUAAGAACCGACUUCGUGCAUCCCCUCCGCGUAUAUCUAUCUGGUCUCUCCUCUGUCGAUCCACGGUUCUAUCUCUUUCCGGCUAGGGUUAGGGUUUCCGCUCUGCCUUUUCUUCGUCCCUCCCCGUGUAUCUUUCACUUCUUUCUCUCCGUCGAUCCUCGGCCAUAUCUCUUUACGGCCUGGGUUAAGGUAUCCUCUCUGCCUUUUCGUCUUACGGAUUUUGUUUUGUCCCGCAACCAAGAUGAUGCAAGGAGGAAUGGUACCGCAGUCCAUUGCUCCGACACCCAUGGAACAGCAGCAGCAGCUGGCUCAGCCGCCUCAAUAUCAAAUGCCUCCGCAGGCGCAGCAGGCCCCACCACACUGGGGAAUGGUUCCACCACCUGCGCCUCAACCGCAGUACCCGCCGUCGCAGCAGCUUCCGAUGUGGAACCAGCAACUGUCGCAGAUCCCUCCACCGCAAUCCAUGCCGCUUGCUCAGCAGCCGCAGUAUCUCCAAACCCAGUACGGCGCACCCAUGGCGGCGCCUUCCUCCCUUCCUAUGCAGGCGCAGCACCAGCCAGCGUCCGCUGACGAGGUCCGCACGCUCUGGAUCGGAGAUCUGCAGUAUUGGAUGGAGGAAACGUACAUCCAUGGUUGUUUCGCUCAAUCAGGAGAGGUUGUAUCCGUGAAACUUAUCAGGAACAAGCAAACUGGACAGCUGGAAGGUUACGGGUUUAUUGAGUUUGCAACACGUGCUGCGGCUGAUCGUGUUCUCCAGACUUACAAUGGAGCAAUGAUGCCUAAUUCUGACCAAGUUUUUCGAUUGAAUUGGGCAUCCGCUGGUGGAAAGCGUGUGGAUGAUGGUAAUGAUUAUACAAUAUUUGUCGGAGAUCUUCCGGCAGAUGUUACGGAUUACAUGUUACAAGAGGCAUUUAGGAGCCACUAUCCUUCUGUCAAGGGGGCGAAGAUUGUUACAGAUAGAAUCACCGGGCGUUCUAAGGGCUAUGGUUUUGUUAGGUUUGGAGAUGCGAAUGAGCAAACUCGUGCAAUGACUGAAAUGAAUGGAGUGUAUUGUUCAUCAAGACCCAUGAGGAUUGGUCCAGCAGCUAGUAAGAGGGCUACCGAUGGACAGCAGCAAGAUGCCCCAAAAGCUUCAUUCCAAAAUGUUCAAGGCAGUCAAUCAGAAAAUGACCCAAAUAACACCACCAUAUUUGUUGGUGGGCUGGAUCCAAAUGUUUCAGAAGACCUCCUGCGACAGGUUUUUAGCCCAUAUGGAGAACUAGUUCAUGUAAAGAUACCUAUUGGAAAACGUUGUGGCUUUGUUCAGUUUCUUAACAGGGCUUCUGCAGAGGAAGCUUUACUGAUGCUUCAGGGUACCCAGCUUGGUGGGCUAAAGAUUCGGCUUUCAUGGGGUCGUAAUUCUUCAAAUAAGCAGCAGCAGGACGGUAAUCAGUGGAAUGGUGGCAGCUACUAUGGCUUUGGACAAGGCUAUGAAGCUUAUGGAUAUGCUCAAGCUCCUCAGGACCCCAACAUGUAUGCUUAUGGAGCCUAUCCAGGAUAUGCAAACUUUCAGCAACAGCAGUGAACUACUAUGGACUGCAGUGCGCUCGAUUUGCAGAUUUAGCAUUUGGCAAGCUGUAACUUUGGGCUUAAAUAGAAAACAUUUUAUUGUUGCGGUUUAGGGUAUAGCUUAGUGUUGAUAUAAUACAUUGUGUUCGACUCAUCUUGAUAGGCUGCAUCAAUUUGUUCCUUGAACUUCCGUUGGGAGAGUGGCGUCUAUGGUUACUUUCUUUUUGUAUAAUGUGUGUGAUUGGAGGCAUCAAAUUAUCGUAGGCAUUGCUGUUUUUGUGGAAGUGGUUAGAUCAUUAAUGCAUGUGGGACUAUCAAUAUUUUGUCUUUCUUUAUGCUACGGUUCUCUUUUUUUCA
Molecule: messenger RNA, 1922 nt
Organism: Dendrobium catenatum
Lineage: Eukaryota; Viridiplantae; Streptophyta; Magnoliopsida; Asparagales; Orchidaceae
Product: polyadenylate-binding protein RBP45
Exons: 7
Coding region: 259-1581 (440 amino acids)
Cellular component (GO): cytosol
Molecular function (GO): mRNA binding
Source: RefSeq, a predicted model, not a curated record